AUGCCUCGUCAUUCGGAGAAGCCGAAGCCAGUGAGCGUGUACGUGCGAUGCAGACCCCGGAACAGCUCAGAAAAGAACUCAGGAUCACCUUCUAUUGUGCAGUGCUCAAAGAAAGAGGUGGUAAUAAAGCAUCACAACACUAACCUCAACAAGAAGUACACUUUUGAUCACGUGUACGGUCCGGAGUCCUCCCAGGUGGACGUUUACAAAGGUGUAGCACAAGCUACAAUAGAGGAGGUGCUACAAGGAUACAAUUGUACGGUAUUCGCAUACGGUCAAACGGGAACCGGCAAGACUUACACUAUGGAGGGUGAAAGAAGUGCUGGCUCUAGUCUACCUUGGGAAAAGGACCCCAAAAUAGGUCUAAUCCCUCGGUGUAUGUCCCACUUGUUCGACCGACUGAACAGUCAAGCUAGUGACUUCUCAGUUAGGAUCAGCAUGUUGGAACUUUACAACGAGGAGCUGUUUGAUCUGCUGUCCACUAACAGCAGCAACGUGACUAAGUUGAAACUGUUUGAGGAUUCCACCAGGAAGGGAUCAGUAGUAAUUCAAGGAUUGGAGGAGGUACAAGUGAUGAACAAGGACGAAGUAUACCAUGUGAUGGACCGCGCGAUGCAGAAGAGGCGCACGGCGGAGACACUGCUAAACGCCACCUCUAGUAGAUCACAUGUGGUGUUCACAGUUACAGUUCACAUCAAGUCUGUAGCUGAGAAGGAGGAUAUUGGGGAGUGUGAGGAGGAGGUCUUCAAGAUGGGCAAGUUCAACCUGGUUGAUUUGGCAGGUUCAGAGAAUAUCGGACGGUCAGGUGCGGCGAACGCGCGAGCACGUGAAGCUGGCAACAUAAACCAGAGUCUGCUGACCCUGGGUCGGGUUAUUACAGCUCUAGUAGACAGAGCUCCUCACAUUCCCUACAGGGAGAGUAAACUUACUCGUUUAUUACAGGACAGUUUGGGAGGACGAACCCAGACAUCUAUCAUUGCAACAGUCUCCCCGGCAGCCUGCAACCUAGAGGAGACACUCAGCACCCUAGACUACGCUAACAGAGCUAAGAACAUCCUGAACAAGCCGGAGGUUAACCAAAGAUCCUCCAAGAAGACUCUGAUUAAGGAGUACACUGCGGAGAUAGAGAAGCUGAAGAAGGAGCUACAGAACAGCAGGGACAAAUCUGGGGUUUAUCUGGAGGUCGAUAAGUUCAAUGAGAUGGAAUGUCGGAUGAAGUCACAAACCCAGCUGAUAAAAGAGAAGGAGGACGAGCUUUCCGCACUGAUUGAAGCCCGAGAGAAGAUAUCCAGUUUGUUCCACUACAGUAUCAAACAGAUUGAUGGUCUUCACAAGAAGAUAGACAGGAAAGAGAUGGUGGAGUCUCAAAACAAAACUCUCAUUAACAACUUCAUAACGGACACGAAGAACCGAUAUGACAUGUUCGAGGAGUUUGUAACUCAGAGCAACAGUCAGCUCUCAGAUAGAAACAAGGCUAUAGACAGCCUGCUCCAGGAGUCCAACAGUAAGAACAACGAGUACAGGGAGAAGCAGAGAACAUGUUUGAACCAGCUGAUGGAAACUGUUGUCAGUGGGUUGGAUACUGCUGUUGUUAACAGGGACUCUAACCAUGAGCAAUGGUUGAAAAGUUUUUUGACGAACGAGCUGAUGCCGGCUAUUCAGAGGACUAUAUCCAGCGUACAGGAUCUAGAGGGACACUGUGAGCAAACCAAUGCUUCCUACAUACAGAUGCUGGAGAAGGAGCACCAGACGUUUAGUUCUAAAUUGGAAGAUUUCGAGCAAGCUCUCAAAUACAUGACGAGUUCGGCGAUCAGGGAAUGUACUAAGAUAGUUCAGACUUGCGAGCAGAAACAGGAACAACACAAACAACUGUUUGAGGAACAGGAACGUACGAUCCAGAGAGAGUACGACCUCAUGCAAGACAAGAUCGAGAACAUGAACCAGCAAUUCACAGACAAUCUAGCUGAGCUAAGUAAACAAACCACUUCCGCCUUCGCUGAUCUCUUCCAGAGCUCUCUUGACGGACGAGCUAACAUUCAGGGCAGCGUCAAAAAGUCGGGAGUCAUGGUGACAGACGAGGACAAGGAGCUCCAAGAAAACGCAUCAGAACUGAUAACAUCUCUAAAACAUGGUACAGCUAGUGUGGUUGAAGGUCACAUAAAACUGUUUAAAGAACAAAACGGUCUCAAACCCAAGCUGAUCUCUGAUGUGAAAUCCAACCUUACAUUGACACGCUCAAAGUUUGCCUCUGUCAGAGACUCUUGUUCUCAGAAAGAUGCCCUGGUAAAAAGAGUGGCUUCCGAGCAUUUCAACCAAGUUUCCAGCUCGCGCAGUGCCACUCUGACAUCACAUCAGUUGCUACUGUCAAAUGGAGACGUGUUCCCACAAGAGCCGCACUUGCACUACAUAUUUGAGAAGCGCUGCGAAUCUGACAUGAUUACUGUGGAACAGGACAGCGAGCGACUCAGCAAUCUUCAAGCUCUUGCGAAGGAAGCCUCCAAUCUAGUGGAAAACGGCGAUGCUACCUGCCAACAAUCUAGAGGCCUUAUUUCCGAAGCUGGGCAAUCACUUCAACAUCUGGGAAAACAUGUUCGAGAAGAUCUGCCAACUGGUGCAACACCAAAACGGGCCAAGUUGAACAGACUGAAGCUUCAACAAUCGGCUGAUAUCAGUUUGAGUGUGAUAGAGUCUGACGAUGAAAACAGCGACCCAAACAAGAAUCCUGCAAAUGCAAUGGACGUGUCUUACUGAAUACUGUGUUUGAGUAAUCUUGCAGCCUGUGUGGCUGAUUAAUAUCGUUAAAAUAGUUAUGAAACUGACAGGUUUAUUGAACUUGGAUGCUGAAAGAAAACAAGAAGCAUGCUGACAUUUCUGCCGGUAAACCUUUCUGUCAAUCCGGAUCAAUUGUUAGCCGUGGUGUUAAGUGAUGAUGUUAAUUUAUAAAAAAUGUGUUUCCUUGAGAUAAUUGAUAGCUAAUUAAAAUUCGAAAUUGACCUAAUUUUGGUAAUAGGAUUAACUUUAAAGUUCAAAUAUUCAUUUUCAUUGUAUUCUCCACUUGAAUUUGGUUACUAAUUGUAUCGCGAGUGAUGUGUUCAUCGCUCAAUGUUUCAAGAAUGUAUUUGUAAUUCAUCCGAAUCGUUUUAUGUUCGAAUUAUGUUUCGGGAAA
Bolinopsis microptera is the source of this 3166-nucleotide messenger RNA. RefSeq names its product kinesin-like protein KIF11. Gene Ontology annotation, cellular component: nucleus; mitotic spindle; spindle microtubule. Gene Ontology annotation, biological process: mitotic spindle assembly; microtubule-based movement; spindle elongation. Gene Ontology annotation, molecular function: plus-end-directed microtubule motor activity; ATP binding; microtubule binding. The record is from RefSeq and is a predicted model, not a curated record. NCBI's taxonomy places the organism in Eukaryota, Metazoa, Ctenophora, Tentaculata, Lobata, Bolinopsidae. The transcript has 15 exons. The coding region runs from base 1 to 2751 and encodes 916 amino acids.